This is a messenger RNA of Peronospora matthiolae, 363 nucleotides long. NCBI's taxonomy places the organism in Eukaryota, Oomycota, Peronosporomycetes, Peronosporales, Peronosporaceae. The record is from the annotation of a GenBank genome assembly.
AUGUUUAAGCGCACGCUGCCGUACACGACGCGCCUUACGAGCGCGCCACUUAUACACCUGCGCGCCCCUCUCGCGUCUAUUCGAAAGAGUCACGCGCUAUCGGUGGCAGCGACACGUGUCUGCAUGAUAUCAAUUUGGUUGCGGUUGUGGUUGUGCUGUGGGGGUGAUGAUGAGGAAAUGGGUCCGGAGGUGCACGACAAUAGGUUGGCACAAGCAUUUAGCAAGACGCUAUUCGGCCACUUGAAGGGCAAUGGAAAGGAAACGGACAUGGCCGUUUACCGGGGCGGAUGGCUAAAACUUUGUGGGGUUUCUCGUUGUGCGUAUCUACUUCGCCUGGUAUCUUCACGCGCGAGAGCGAAUUAA